Trypanosoma rangeli is the source of this 879-nucleotide messenger RNA. RefSeq names its product putative dynein heavy chain, cytosolic. Gene Ontology annotation, molecular function: SUMO transferase activity. The transcript has a single exon. Bases 1 to 879 code for a protein of 292 amino acids. Gene Ontology annotation, biological process: reciprocal meiotic recombination; protein sumoylation; homologous chromosome pairing at meiosis. Gene Ontology annotation, cellular component: synaptonemal complex. NCBI's taxonomy places the organism in Eukaryota, Euglenozoa, Kinetoplastea, Trypanosomatida, Trypanosomatidae. The record is from RefSeq and is a predicted model, not a curated record.
AUGCCAUUUAGGCCAAGCUGCAUCAUUUGCUGCUCGGACUGCGAUGCAGACAGCCUCUUCACGAGUUGCCAGCACUUCCUGUGCGCCCGCUGCACCGCCCGCUACCCACCGGGGCAGUGCCCACGAUGCCGCAAGCCGUGUAAAGUUGUCAAAGCGGGCGCGGCGCUGCCCAAUGAGCUGCAGGAGCGCAUGGCACAGGAUCCACAGCGAGUGCUGGCCGUCGCCGCGCAGGCGCUCGAGUUUCAGCGGCGGCAGGAGCAUCAGACACUGCAGCGUCUUCGUGAGAUUGUGACGACGCUGAAUCAAAGCAACCGCAGCAUGGCCUCCCAGCUCAGUGCAGCGAAGACAGAGCGUGAAAGCCUCCUAAACAAAAUAAAGCGGCUGCAGGAUCGACUCUACGCUCAACAACAACAACAACAACAGAUGACACAGCGCCCGGUGGAUUCACAGAUGGUCGGGGAUAACGGCGGUGUUGCCUACGGUGUUAGCGGACUGGGGAUGACGGCGCGUGUGCCGCCUAGUUUUCUGCAGACGAGUGUAGUGCCGAGCCCAACCAACGCGGCGGUGCGUGGCUGGCUCUCGUCCCCUGCGGCUGCUCCCCGUGCAAUGACUCCGUUGGGUUGGAGCCAACCGAAGCGCCAGCGCGAUGACGUUCACCACACGCCCGGAAGUAGUGGUAACAAUAAUAACCACAUCGGCGAGGAUGUCGCCGGGGCGGGCUGCAGGGAUUUGGCGCGGUUUCGCCUGGCAACACCCGCCAUCACGCUGCGUAACGCACUACCCAGCAUGCGUGAUGCCACACCGGCGCACCAAAUGGACCGCGCCACUGCCAUGUCGGCCCCGGCGGAGCUGAAGAGCCUCUUGUGCCGCGGGCCAUAA